GAAACCCCAGCUCAUUUCUCUUGGAAAGAAAGCUACUACCGAUCCACCAUGUCCCAGAGCACACAGACAAGUGAAUUCCUCAGUCCCGAGGUUUUCCAGCAUAUCUGGGAUUUUCUGGAACAGCCUCUAUGUUCAGUUCAGCCCAUUGAUUUGAACUUUGUGGAUGAACCAUCUGAAAACGGUGCAACAAACAAGAUUGAGAUUAGCAUGGACUGUAUCCGCAUGCAGGACUCAGAACUGAGUGACCCCAUGUGGCCACAGUACACAAACCUGGGGCUCCUGAACAGCAUGGACCAGCAGAUUCAGAACGGCUCCUCGUCCACCAGUCCCUACAAUACAGACCACGCGCAGAACAGCGUCACGGCACCCUCGCCAUACGCACAGCCCAGCUCCACCUUCGAUGCCCUAUCUCCGUCACCUGCCAUCCCCUCCAACACAGACUACCCAGGCCCGCACAGCUUCGAUGUGUCUUUCCAGCAGUCAAGCACAGCCAAGUCGGCCACCUGGACGUAUUCCACUGAAUUGAAGAAGCUGUACUGCCAGAUUGCAAAGACAUGCCCCAUCCAGAUCAAGGUGAUGACCCCCCCUCCUCAGGGCGCCGUCAUCCGUGCCAUGCCUGUCUACAAGAAAGCUGAGCAUGUCACUGAGGUGGUGAAACGGUGCCCCAAUCACGAGCUGAGCCGUGAAUUCAAUGAGGGACAGAUUGCGCCUCCUAGUCAUUUGAUUCGGGUAGAAGGGAACAGCCAUGCCCAAUAUGUAGAAGAUCCCAUCACAGGAAGACAGAGUGUGCUGGUACCUUAUGAGCCACCCCAGGUUGGCACUGAAUUCACGACAGUCUUGUACAAUUUCAUGUGUAACAGCAGUUGUGUUGGAGGGAUGAACCGCCGUCCAAUUUUAAUCAUUGUCACUCUGGAAACCAGAGAUGGGCAAGUCCUGGGCCGACGCUGUUUCGAGGCCCGGAUCUGUGCUUGCCCAGGACGAGACCGGAAGGCAGAUGAAGACAGCAUCAGAAAGCAGCAAGUCUCGGACAGCACAAAGAACGGUGAUGGUACGAAGCGCCCUUUUCGUCAGAACACACACGGCAUCCAGAUGACAUCCAUCAAGAAACGAAGAUCCCCAGAUGAUGAGCUGUUAUACUUGCCAGUGAGGGGCCGUGAGACCUAUGAAAUGCUGUUGAAGAUCAAAGAGUCCCUGGAGCUCAUGCAGUACCUUCCACAGCACACGAUUGAAACAUACAGGCAGCAACAGCAGCAGCAGCACCAACACUUACUUCAGAAACAGACCUCGAUGCAGUCACAGUCUUCAUACGGUAACAGCUCCCCACCUCUGAACAAAAUGAACAGCAUGAACAAGCUGCCUUCUGUGAGCCAGCUUAUCAACCCUCAGCAGCGCAAUGCCCUCACUCCCACCACCAUUCCUGAUGGCAUGGGAGCCAACAUUCCUAUGAUGGGCACCCACAUGCCUAUGGCUGGAGACAUGAAUGGACUCAGCCCCACCCAGGCCCUUCCUCCCCCGCUCUCCAUGCCAUCCACCUCCCACUGCACCCCCCCACCUCCGUACCCCACAGAUUGCAGCAUUGUCAGUUUCUUAGCGAGGUUGGGCUGUUCAUCAUGUCUGGACUAUUUCACGACCCAGGGGCUGACCACCAUCUAUCAGAUUGAGCAUUACUCCAUGGAUGAUUUGGCAAGUCUAAAAAUCCCUGAGCAAUUCCGCCAUGCCAUCUGGAAGGGCAUCCUGGACCACCGGCAGCUCCAUGACUUCUCCUCUCCUCCCCACCUCCUGCGGACCCCAAGCGGUGCCUCUACAGUCAGUGUGGGCUCCAGUGAGACCCGGGGUGAGCGUGUCAUUGAUGCUGUACGCUUCACCCUCCGCCAGACCAUCUCCUUCCCGCCCCGUGACGAGUGGAAUGACUUCAACUUUGACAUGGACGCUCGUCGCAACAAGCAACAGCGCAUCAAAGAAGAGGGAGAGUGAGCCCAUUUGUGUGGGUUCUCCCUACUGUCUUCCUAUCUGCCCACCCCUCUACAAGGCACUACUUCUUGAUCUUGAAAGCGUUCUACCUAACUCCUUCCUCUUCUUAGCCUGAUCUCUUAAGGGAAAGAGAAGUAAGAGGCUACCUCUUACCUAAUGCUAACAUCUGGCCUGAUGCCUGAUUGCAUUUCUGGCUCUAAGCCUUCAGAUCUAUUGCUUGCAGGACUGGAGUUGGCCAUGGCUAGGUAGAAGUAGGCAAAAAAGCAGUGGGUGUCUCCUUAAGCUGCAGAGAUUUCUCAUUGACUUUUAUAAAGCAUUUUCACCCUUAUAGUCUAAGACUAUAUAUAUAAAUAUAUAAAUAUACAGUAUAUAUUUUUGGGUGGGAGCCAUUGAAUAUUGUUUAAAAUGUAAUUUAAAGGAACAGAAAUUGAGUUGCACUUACUUUUUUUAUUUUACUCUUUUUGGCUGGUUUAUUUAUGUUCCUUCUCUCAAGGGCUACCAUAUGUGGUAAUAGGUAUCAAGAGCUUGAUGAAACAUAUGAUCAUGAUGUAUAGAUCCUUUUGAGUUUUUGAUUUUUAAACGAUGUCAGAUCAAAAUUUUGGCUAAAUUCAGUUAUAUUUACCAUUCUUUAUUAUGUGGGUGAGCCUGUCUAUAUACGUGCACAGUUCUCUAUGUUGGUGUAUCCUAUGCUACUGCUAUCCCUACUAGAGAUGGUGGUUCUCUUUGUGGUUAUUUUCUCUAGUAACCAGAAAAAGUCCAUAUUCAUACAGUCACACAAACUAAAGGAAAUGACACAUCUUACUUGGUUUUUGGUUUAGAAUGGUGAAUGAGGGUCACAGACAAAAUUCUUAAAAGGACUGUGGCAGCCAGUUCAGACACCUGGAAUCUUGUAUUUGGGUGUAUCAGUAUUGGCCCCUCAAAUUCAAUACAAGACACCUUCUGUCAUAGUAGUUGCUGGGAAGACAUUUGCUGCCAUUACUGAAGCCUUCACACUCAAUUUCACUACUAGAUUGACUAACUCAAUGACAAAUUUGCUACUCUUAUUGGGAUAAAAUUUGAUUUGAUUGGGAUGGCUGCCAUCUGUCUAGUUCUUGCAGUGAAGUUUGACUGCCUGUUAACAACAUCCAAGGAAAACAAAAACCAUUCAGAAAUUCUGAGUCUUUACGAAACAGCAAGAGACUUCAGCAAACCAUGAAUUGAGGUUCUUGAAAAUUGCUUGGAAAUAGAAAUAAUAUUAUUUGGUAAAUAUUUCUUUUAAAGACCCCCCUCUUCUCUCUAUUCCUGCAUGUAGAAGCUUGUUGACCUUUAUCUUUUUAAGGUUUAAAAUAGAUGUAGUAACUAGUCUUCAUACUUAGGGAAACCAUGGAAAUGACAGCAUUCCUCUUGACCUUUCAGAAACAUGUCUUGUAGCAAAUAUUUUAUUUUGAUUUCAAGCUAUAAAAAGGCUAUUUUGUAUAUAUUCCAAUGGGCUCUGAUAUCCUCCAGUACAUUCUGGUAAAGGACUAUCAUUGCACACUAGCUGCCAUUUUUGUUUUAAGGUGCAAAAGGUCUAAUUUGCCUCAACGAUGUAAUGUACAAGAUUCAUUUAAAAAGUGUACAUAUGUUUUGCAUGUGAAUUGCAUACUUUGUUUCCCCUUGGGUUGGUGAGUUUUCCAGAACCACAAUUGCAGCCUUUUUUUUAAUUUUUUAAAAUAUUUUUAUGGAAACAUCAUCAUUUAAUAAGAAUAAAAUGUCAACUAAAGAGGUAAUGCCAUAAUUGUAAGAUGGGGGGAGUUGUUUUUUUAUUGUUAUUUUUUUAAUUUUGUAUGUUAAAGAGAGUGAGUCCUUGAUUUCAACAUUUUUUAUUGCGCUUAAAUGGUAAGAAGUACUGUUCAUUUGCGGAAGAAGCAUGCAGCUUUGAAAACUCAUUCAAGGGUAAGAAUGAAAGCUGUGCCCUGGCAAUGCUGGGAGGACAAAUGGCUUCCUCUGUUGCCGUGUUUGAUAAGCCAUGUAGGACUUCUUCUGAACUAUAUCAGCACUAUUCACGCAGCGCCAGGUACUCAGAAAUUCUGGUAGUGUAUCUCGUGGGUUUAGCAGUAGCUGAGGCUAGGCACCUGACUGGCCUCACAUCCUGGUGGCAAAUUACUCCUGAGUAUAUGUGUAUGUAGGAUCAGGGUGAAAGAGUAUUAAGAGCGAUAAGAGUGAACAAGUGGAAAUGGGCUUAAUGGAGUUGUUUGCAGCCUCAACUCAAUGCAGUUAGCUGAAGAAGGGGAAGAUUUUUCUUUGAAAGUAGUUAUAAACAGAAAGGGAGAACAGACCUUUCUUCAUUAAAUCCAUUUGUCUUUUUUUCAUUGAGUUUCCUCUAAAAUGCAGGAUGUGGGAUGUUGAAUGUCAAAGGGUUGUAUUUUUUUUAUUGUUAUUUUUAUAAUUGUACAAAAAGUUAUGCAAAUGUCAAAAGUUUUAUAUGCUUUUUGAAAAGUUCUUUCUUAUAGACAUAACUUUUUUUUUUUUUUUUAAGCUUCCAGUUGCUUGUCUUUUGGUAUUUUGUGUUAUGGGCUUUUGGCGAGCCAGAGGCAGAUCUAACAAGCCACUUAUAUUUGCCAGGACAUGCAAUAAAAUGACAAUAAAUAAAAACAUAAUGAGAAAUGGUAUUGUCUUGAUGUCGUGUGUGUGUGCGUGUGUGUGUGUGUGUGUGCGCGUCAUUCAACCUCAUUUGUAUUAUUGAGGAGGAGACAGUGAAAGAAAUAUUAGACUCAAGUAUUGAUGUUUUUCAUCCCAGGAUAAAUAAUCAUUCUUAUUUUAGCCAACCUGUGAAGUAGGAAAGACCAGGAAGCUACCCUCAUUUGGUACAUGAGACCCUUAGGGGUUUAAUCACUUACUUGCGUAAAGUCAGAAAAAGUUGAGUUUGGAACAGGGUCUAGACUGCAGACAUUCCUAAUGUCUGAGUGAGCUUCCCAUGAUGUUCAGCAAUCCCUCCUCAGCACCAUGACAGUAGGAUGCAGAUUGCUCUGGUUCUUUGUGGAAACAAAGGAGUUCUCAACUGGUGCAAACAGUUAAAGUCCUCGGCUGCUAACUGAAAGGUUGGAGGUGAAGUCCACCCAAAGUUGCCUUGGAAAAAAGAUCUACUUUCAAAAAAUCGACCAUUGAAAACCCUAUGGAGCACCGUUCAACUCUGGCACAC
Messenger RNA from Loxodonta africana (African savanna elephant), 5131 nucleotides. It is a transcript of the gene TP63, whose product is annotated as tumor protein p63. The record is from RefSeq and is a predicted model, not a curated record. Lineage: Eukaryota; Metazoa; Chordata; Mammalia; Proboscidea; Elephantidae. The transcript is spliced from 13 exons. Gene Ontology annotation, molecular function: protein binding; DNA-binding transcription factor activity, RNA polymerase II-specific; RNA polymerase II cis-regulatory region sequence-specific DNA binding. Gene Ontology annotation, cellular component: nucleus. The coding region runs from base 49 to 1974 and encodes 641 amino acids. Gene Ontology annotation, biological process: regulation of transcription by RNA polymerase II; protein tetramerization; apoptotic process.